UGCAUAUGUGACAAAUUUUGCAAAUGGCUUGAAACAAGUGAGACAAAGCUAGCAAUUGGUGUACAGACCACAAACAACAUUUGCAAAGGUCUGUUUACAGCAUUAAGGCCCAAAAACGUGCAGCACUUGUACCUCCAUUUCCACUUGACCAAACAUUAGCAAUUUAUGCAUUUAACUUCAUUUGAGCUAAUCCAACUUAGGACCUCUUAAACCAAGCUUAAACAGUCAUAUUUAAGGUUAUUUUCUGUCAAACAAACCCUAGUAGCAGCUGCCAAGACAUCAGAAUCUCUCAUUUUCUCUCAUCUUGCAUUUUUGCACUUUGCAUCUUUUCUGCCAAAAACUCUGAAUGAACCACGAGCACCUUUGUUUUUCCUCAUCUAGCCAACAUUGUAAGCUCCUACCAGCACGAAAUACCAACUGUAACGACCUCAUCUUGUUCUGUUUUCCCAAAGCUCCUUCCAUGGCAUAUCUCGAAUGGAGCCCUUCUAGAGUUUGUUGAGCUAAAACUCAGUGUUCAUCCAUCAAAGCAAGCUCCGGUGAACAUCUGUUUCAGCCUGUCGAGACCAAACAACAUCGGUAGCAUCAUUGUCUUGCCGGUUGGGUACUUUAGUUGCUUAAGUUCUCUGAACUUGCUUGCUUUGCUAUUUUAGCAUUUGCUUUUGAGGUACAUUCCAGAGCUUGUCUACUGAUAGAGAUGGCAACAGUUCCUGAGCUGAAGCGGAAGACCUGUUCCUACAGUUUCCACCGUGAGCCAUUGACUCCACUAGUAGAGUUGGGUAGCCUCGUGACAGACGAUCGACUGAAGAGUUUUGUUGGGCGGUAUGGAGAUCUCUUGACAGUGCUGAAGACAGUAGUGGAUCCAGUGCCUCUGCAGACACUACUUCAGUUCUAUGAUCCAGAGCUCAGAUGCUUCACAUUCCAGGAUUACCAGCUUGCACCUACUCUCGAAGAGUAUUCCAUCCUGUUGAGUAUCCCUGUUCAGCAUCAGAUUCCCUUCUUGGACGUCCCCAAGGAGGUCGACUUCAGUUUGGUUGCCAGAGCUCUCCGGUUGAGUGUUGAGGAGGUUGGUAAGAAUUGGAAGCCCUGUGGGGAGGUUGUUGGUCUACCGUUGAAGUUCCUGUUGAGGGUAGCCAGAGUUGAGGCAGAUAAGGGGAAUUGGGAAGUUUUUCACGCUCAGUUAGCCGCCAUGAUCUAUGGGAUCAUCCUAUUUCCUAGUAUGCCGAACUUCAUAGACCAUGCUGCCAUCAGCAUUUUCAUCAGAGGGAACCCAGUCCCUACCCUCCUAGCAGAUACUUACUAUGCCAUCCACAGUAGGCAUGGUAAGGGUGGAGCCAUCAGGUGUUGCUUACCUCUCCUGUAUAAAUGGUUCAUGUCUCUUCUGCCAGCCAGUGGACCAUUUGUAGAUACCCAGAGCACUCUGAAGUGGACUCAGAGGGUCAUGUCGCUCACUUCCUACGACAUCAGGUGGCAGUCGUACCGGAUGAAUGUGAAGGAUGUUAUCUUAAGCUGUGGCGAAUUCCGGGGCGUGCCACUCAUAGGGACCAAGGGUUGCAUCAACUACAACCCAGUUCUCUCCCUUCGCCAGUUAGGGUUUGUCAUGAGUAGAAGGCCGCUCGAAGCAGAGAUAGCUGAGAGUUUUUAUUUUGAGAAGAAGGAUGACCCUGCUAAGUUGGAGCAAAUAGGGAAGGCCUGGAGAUCAGUUGGGGUGAAGGAUGGAUCCGUCUUAGGGAAGAAGUUUGCCAUUGCAAUGCCCGAAUACACCGAUUGGGUAAAGAAGAGAGUGGAAACUUUGCUGCUUCCCUACGAUAGGAUGGAGCCGUUGCAAGAGCAACCACCUUUGGUACUUGCUGAUAGUGUGCCUGCUGAGCACUAUAAGCAAGCCCUGGUGGAGAGUCGGCGUCUGAGGGAGAAAGAGCAGGACACUCAGAUGGAGCUGUACAAAGCUAAGGCUGAUAAGCUGCACUUGGCCCAUCAACUCAGGGAAGUGCAAGGAGAGAAUGCUGGCAGAGCAAGGAAUAAGAAGAGAUCAUAUGAUGAGAUAGAGUCCAUGUUGGAUACAGAGCAUAGGGAGUGUCUGAGACUGCAGAGAGCAGAAGUCAACUACCAAAAGAAGAUCAGAGACUUGGAGAAGCAACUCAAAGACAAAGACACUCAGCUGAAGGAAGAGAUGGAGUUGAGACAGAAGUCAGAGGAUUAUCUUGGAGGAGAAGUCUUAGAGCUCAGAAGACAAUUAAAGGAGAAGAUCACUCCCCUACCAGAUUGUUCAGAAUGCUCACUGUUGAUAGACCAGUGUCAUUACCUGAAGACCCUCAUUCCAGAAGACCGUCUACCGUAGACUGUAUCUUUGUUUGUUUUUUUGUUGAGAAUCACCUCCAGGCUUGUUGGAUGGGAUUCUUUUUCUUUGUACUUUGAGAAUAUUCUGCUGAUCUUGGUUGUAUGACUUUUCUACCCUUAUGUAUAUGUAAGGCUAUCAGCA
Molecule: messenger RNA, 2476 nt
Organism: Lathyrus oleraceus (garden pea)
Lineage: Eukaryota; Viridiplantae; Streptophyta; Magnoliopsida; Fabales; Fabaceae
Exons: 3
Coding region: 695-2335 (546 amino acids)
Source: RefSeq, a predicted model, not a curated record